Ictalurus punctatus (channel catfish) is the source of this 3105-nucleotide messenger RNA. RefSeq names its product E3 ubiquitin-protein ligase TRIM35. The transcript is spliced from 7 exons. The record is from RefSeq and is a predicted model, not a curated record. Lineage: Eukaryota; Metazoa; Chordata; Actinopteri; Siluriformes; Ictaluridae. The coding region runs from base 256 to 1668 and encodes 470 amino acids. Gene Ontology annotation, molecular function: zinc ion binding; protein binding.
AUCUUUCCCCAGAGUCUGAGACGACUGCAGUCCUUUUGCAGUGUUCUGCUCUGGUGAGUUUAGUUUUAUUCUCGGUUUAUGGAGAAUUCUGAGUCUCGUUUUCAGCUCUGUGAAAGGAAGUGAUUACUAACUGGACCUGCAAAGUCGUAUAUUAACUUUAAACAAACCUGAAAUCAGGGUGUGAUUACUUUUGAUCAAAGUGAAAGUGAAUCUGAACAUUCGGACUGGAGAGAACAACAACAGCAGCAGAAUAAAAUGGCUUCUAAGUUUUCAGAGGAGGAUUUCUCUUGUCCUGUGUGCUGUGAAAUCUUCACGGAUCCUCUUCUCCUGCGCUGCAGUCACAGUGUGUGUAAAGUGUGUUUGCAGAAGUUCUGGGAGAACAAAGGAUCCAGAGAAUGUCCUGUUUGUAGGAGGAAGUCGUCUAUGGAGAAACCUCCCAUAUGUCUGGCCUUAAAGAACCUGUGUGAGACUUUCUUACAGGAGAGAAGUCAGAGAUCUUCAUCAGCGUCUGAAACAGUCUGCAGUCUGCACCGUGAGAAACUCAAACUCUUCUGUCUGGAUGAUCAACAGCUGGUGUGUUUGGUGUGUCAGACUUCAAAAAUACACACCAACCAUAAAUUCUGCCCCAUUGAUGAGGCAUCAACAGACUGUAAGGAGGAGCUGAAAACUGCUCUGAAGCCCCUACAGGAGAAACUGAAGAUCUUUAAAGACUGUAAACUGAACUGGAGUCAGACUGCAGAACAUAUAAAGAUUCAGGCCCAACACACAGAGCGGCAGAUUAAGGAGGAGUUUGAGAAGCUUCACCAGGUUCUACGAGAUGAAGAGGCAGCCAGGAUAGCUGCACUGAGAGAGGAAGAGGAGCAGAAGAGUCAGAUGAUGAAGGAGAAGAUUGAGAAGCUGAGCAGAGACAUAUCAUCUCUUUCAGACACAAUCAGAGGCGUAGAAGAGGAGAUGAGAGCCGAAGACGUCUCGUUCUUACAAAACUACAAGGACACAGUGAGAAGAGCUCAGUGCACACUGCAGCAUCCAGAGGAGCUUUCAGGACCACUGAUCCAUGUGGCAAAACAUCUGGACAACCUGAAGUUCAGAGUCUGGGAGAAGAUGCAGGACGCUGUCCAAUACACACCUGUAACUCUGGACCCCAACACUGCUCAUCCUGACCUCAUUGUAUCUGAUGAUCUGACCAGUGUGAGACUCAGUGAUGAGAAACAGAAGCUUCCUGAUAAUCCAGAGAGAUUUGAUGAUUAUUGGUGUAUCCUGGGCUCUGAGGUCUUUAACUCAGGGACACACUACUGGGACGUUGAAGUAGGAGACUCUACAUGGUGGUAUGUGGGUGUGAUGACAGAAUCUGCUCAGAGGAAGGGAGAUAUAUUCUCCAGAAGUGGAAUCUGGUGUGUGGGGUAUUUUGAUGGUAAAUAUAGAACAUGUUCUACACCACAGCUAGUCACUCUCCUCUCAGUAACACAGAAGCUCCAGAGGAUCAGAGUGCAGCUGGACUGGAACAGAGGAAAGCUGUCGUUCUCUGACCCUCUCACUAACACACACAUACACACUUUCACACACACAUUUACUGAUAAAUUACUGCCAUUUAUAAAUGUUGUUUGUAAAAAAUCUCCUGUAAAGAUCCUCCCACUUCAGUGCUCUGUAAGAGUGAAUCAGAUCAGUUAGAGCUGAUAUUGUUUUAUUCCAAUUCAUUAAUGAAAUAUUGCUGAUGAAAAGAUUCAUGUUCUUUGUGAAAGUCUGUUUUUACUGAAGCUCUGAACACUUCAUUGUGGAAUUUAUUUUGAAGUGUUCUAUUAUUAUUUCGACUCACCUUAUCAAUUACAUCAAAAUAAUGUGAAAACUCAAAAUAAUAAGAUAAUAUCUCGAAUAUUAAUAUAUCUUGAAGUUCCAAGUUAUUAAAUGAAAUUUUUAAAGUGAAAAUAACGACCUACUGUGUUGAAAUAAUGAAUUAUUAAAUAAAAAUAAUGUGAUAAAGUUCAAAUAACUCCAUAGUACAUUUUCCCCACAACUUUCAGUUCAGGGCUUCCAGAAACAAAUAAACUACAGAAUGAAUUUAAAAUCAUAAAAAUAUGUUUAAAUGUAGAUCUCUAUGAGUUAGAUUAAUGAAUUUUAUUCCUGAAUUUAAAUCAUUGUAAAUAAACUGAGGCUUUGGAGACUGGUGUCUUUACUGUAUUUGUAUUGUUAGCGCUAUGCUGUUAAUCCUGGGGGAAAUGUUUAGCUGGAUGUGUGUUAUGUGUGAAACUGUGCAGUGGAGGAGAUUUCAAAUUGAGCUCUAAGUUUCCCUCCACCAGCAGUUUGUGGUUGUGUAAAGAUCAGAUGGAUCUGUAUGUUAAUCCUGCAUUAGGUGCUGAUUCACAAUUUAAAAUACGAUUCAGAAUGAAAUGAAAUCACUUUGUUCACAGUGAGAAUGUGGGGCGGAUGUGGAAGAGAGAGUGAUGGGGUGAGAGUCAGACAUUAAAGGUGCUAUAAACAACAAUUUUAUAAUAAUACUGUUCUCUAGAGUCAUUUAACCACAAGUUCUGUUCAUCAUGUUAUUCAUCCAGAUUUCCACAGAGAUCAUCAAGAACUAAAUCAUCUACAACCCUCACAAACACAAAUGACAUCCUGAGGAGAUCCACAGCUCCUCUUAAUGUGUGUAUUUAUCAGCAUUUAUCUGAAAGCUACAUUCUGAACUACUACUACACUCAGCACAGAACCUCACAUAUAAAUAAGUUCCCUCUCAUUUAAACUUUUCCAGUGUUGAGUGUCUUCAUCUUUAAUUCACUGCAUAUGUACAAAAUACAUUUUAGAAUCCUAACUUCAUUUAUUUAAUAUUCACACAGGGGGUUUUUAUAGGGAAUAAAAUCCUGUCAGAAGUGGGAUUUGAACCCACAACUCCAUUCAGAGACCAGAAUCCUCCUUUAACCAGGGAGAAGGUCUGAACCUUGAGUCUGGCGCCUUAGACCGCUCGGCCAUCCUGACACUACAGCUGUGUGUUCCCUCCCUUUUUUCCACCUGUUUACAAACACAAUCAUUAGACUUGCUGACCUGAAACAGAGUGAAUACAUCACAGUGCACAGUACUCUGACCUUUGGAGAAAAGGAUUCUCUCCCAGUUUUUAAU